UUCGCGAGAUGAGAGGUGUCCAGUGUUUAUCGACAAUCUUAGAAACGAAUGGACAGGCACACUAACGGCGUUAUCUUUUUUAUUUUGAAAAGUUAGUAUAUGUUUUGUAAUCGGCAGGCCGACUCAUUAAAAUGGCAAAAGACUGCAUUGCAAGAAGUCUCGACAACAUUGACCUCUCCUCUUUACGGGACCCUGCUGGGAUAUUUGAACUUGUUGAGGUGGUUGGUAAUGGAACAUAUGGUCAAGUAUAUAAGGGUCGACAUGUGAAAACAGGACAGCUGGCUGCUAUCAAGGUCAUGGAUGUGACAGAGGAGGAAGAGGAUGAGAUCAAACUGGAAAUAAGCAUGCUGAAGAUGUAUUCUCAUCACAGGAAUAUAGCCACAUACUACGGCGCAUUUGUGAAGAACAGUCCUGCAGGUCAGGAUGACCAGCUGUGGCUUGUGAUGGAGUACUGUGGAGCCGGCUCCGUUACAGAUCUAGUGAAGAAGACCAAAGGGAAUUGCCUGAAGGAGGACUGGAUUGCCUACAUCUGCAGAGAAGUCCUUCGAGGUCUGUCUCAUCUCCACACACACCAUGUCAUCCAUCGUGACAUCAAAGGACAGAACGUGUUGCUGACUGAGAAUGCUGAAGUUAAACUGGUGGAUUUUGGGGUGAGUGCUCAGCUAGACAGGACAGUUGGAAGAAGGAAUACGUUUAUUGGGACACCAUACUGGAUGGCUCCAGAAGUGAUCGCCUGUGAUGAAAACCCUGAAUCUACAUAUGACUACAGGAGUGACUUGUGGUCUCUGGGGAUCACAGCUUUGGAAAUGGCAGAGGGAGCACCACCCUUGUGUGACAUGCACCCUAUGAGAGCCCUCUUCCUCAUCCCACGGAACCCACCUCCCAAACUUAAAUCCAAAAAAUGGUCCAAGAAGUUUUUGAACUUUGUGGACAGAUGUCUGGUAAAGAAUUACCUGCAUCGGCCAUGCACUGAGACACUUCUGCACCAUUCAUUCAUUAAAGAGCUGAAUGAAAGGCAAGCACGUCUCAUGCUCAAAGACCACAUGGACAGAACAAGGAAGAAGAAAGGGGAAAGAGAAGGGUCAGAAUACAAUGAAUACAAUACAAGUGACAAUGAGGAGGAUGAAGUGAAUGAAGAUGAAGGAGAACCCAGCUCUAUAGUCAACCUUCCUGGAGAAUCCACAUUAAGGCGCGAGUUCCUGAGACUGCAGCAAGAGAACAAAAGCCAGUCUGAAGCCCAAAGGCAGAGUCAGCAUCAGCUUCAUGACCAGGAACGCUACAAGAGACAGCUCCUCGCCGACAGACAGAGGAGGAUAGAACACCAGCAAGAGCAGAGGAGAGUCUUGGAAGAUCAGAAGAAGCAGUUGCAGGCAUUCCAGUGGUCAGAGCUACAGGAGGUAAUAUGGCAAGAAGAGGCUGAUCUUAAUGAGAGAAUCCUAAAUGUGGAGAGGACCAAAUGGAAUGCCGUAAAGCAGCCUGAAGAUUCAGCCAGGCAAAGGAAUGAUGCAGGAUCAAGUCAUUUAGUUCCUUUUGCUGACCAGAGGCAGGCCGACCUGACGGCUCAGCCCCAGCAGCCGAUGCGGAAGCUCCACCGCACGCUUCCCAAAGACCAGACACAGCUGCUUUCGCUUCAGCACGACCACAGGCCCAAGCAAAGGGAGCCCCAGAAGCCUGCUGGUGUCAUGCCUAACUGUCCUGCUAGUAGCUGGUGUCUAGUGAUGGAGAACAAAGCAAAAGCUUUGGAGAGCCAUCACGUUAAUGUCAACAAACUAGAGGCAGGGCUGUCGAUGCGCAUCCAGUCAAGGCUGGGCUCAGGAAGCAGCUCCAGUCCCUGUACUCCAGUCCUGCAGAGGGCACCACUCCAGAAUGCCAACUUGUGCUCCAGCCGAGAGAGUCAGCACAGUAACUCCCUGUCAGAUGUGGCCAUGUCCAGUUUGUCACCCACGGUGGAUGAUGUAUUCCUGGAUUUCCCUACUUCCAAUGAGCAUCCUCCUAUGGUUCCAGAGCGAACUACAUCAAAAUUGUACUGCAGAGAGUUCAUGAACCACCACAGAACUACAUCACAUGGAGGUCUGCAGACCCCUGUGAACAGAAGGAUUCCAUUCCCAGCUUCCUGUAGCAGCACAAGCAGUACUGCAUCAGAUUAUCAUCAGCCAGAAAGUGCUUCUCACCACAGUCAUAUCCAGGAAUACAACAAGGUUCUAGAUGGGUGUUCAGGAACAUCAAAGCAAUAUCAGGGCUUUCAGUUGAGCUCUGGUCACAGGUCUCAAUUCAGCCCGUUUGUGAAAGCUACAGAGUACUCCUCUUCGAGUGAUGAACUGGGGAGCAGCGAUGAUGAGGAAAAGCACAGGUCACCACAAAGCAAUGAUAAGAGCAGGUUUUUCAAUACGGCCUCUGAGGAUAUAGUUCUACAGUGCCACAGCAAUCUUCACUCACAACUGGUACCACAGAAUGUGGCAGCCUCUAAGCAGGGGGCAUGCCACAAGAAUGUGGCAUUAGCGUCAAAUGACAGCUACCUCCUCCCGGAUAUCCUGCACAAGAGCCCUGGCCAUGAGCUCCCAGGCAUGGGCCAGAAUGACCUCAUCUGCCCUCAGUCUCCUGAUGGUUGGAGCCCCCAUACGAAGAAACCAUGUAAUGGCCAGCAAGCAAAGAGCAUUUCAUCGUCUUCCUCCUCAUUCACUCCGUUCAUAGAUCCUCGCCUGCUACAGAUACCUCCCCCUCAAAGUCCACAGGGAAACAACCCUAACAAUGUGAAGUCUGAGCUGUACAAAAGGGAGAACCACAGGAAGGGCUCCAUCGUUAAUGUGAACCCUGCCAAUAUCCGGCCCCAGAGUGACACACCAGAGAUACGCAAAUACAAAAAGAAGUUCAACGCUGAGGUGCUGUGUGCUAGUUUGUGGGGUGUGAAUCUACUGGUUGGCACUGAGAGCAGUCUGUGGCUCCUGGACCGCAGCGGUCAGGGGAAAGUCUACCCACUCAUCAGCCGCAGACGCUUCCAGCAGAUGGAUGUACUAGAAGGCCUCAAUGUGCUCAUCACCAUCUCAGGUAAGAAGAACAAGCUGAGAUUGUACUACUUGUCAUGGCUGAGGAAUAAGAUCUUGCGUAAUGACCCUGAGGUGGAGAAGAAACAGGGCUGGACCUCAAUAGGAGACAUGGAGGGCUGUGUGCACUACAAAGUGGUUCGCUAUGAAAAGAUCAAAUUCCUGGUUAUUGCCUUGAAGAAUGCUGUAGAAGUAUAUGCAUGGGCUCCAAAGCCAUAUCACAAGUUCAUGGCUUUCAAAUCGUUCACUUCCUUGCCUCAGAAGCCACUCUCCGUUGAUCUCACUGUGGAAGAAGGACAGAGGUUGAAAGUCAUCUAUGGAUCUGUAAAUGGCUUUCAUGCCAUUGAUGUAGACUCUGGAACAACCUACGAUUUGUACCUCCCCACUCAUCCCUCUUGCCUCGUUCACUCUUCACCUGCUCUGAGCCCUCGGCGCGCUCCCUCUGCCUCCGACCCGGACGCUCGCGGAGGCACACACCAGCCCACGGCUGCUCUUUCCGCCACUCUGUUCGUGCCAGGGAUGCUCAUGAGAAUCCCACGGCAGAGAAUUAAGAUAGCCCUGCCUCUAUGGGUGCCAGUGCUGAUGCUGAGGAUUGUAGUGGCUCAGCAGGACGACCAGUCGGUUUGCGUGAGACAGUCUCUCAGCCAGAUUCAAGGCUCAAUCCGUCCUCAUGCCAUAAUCAUUCUGCCCAGCAGCAGUGGGAUGGAAUUGUUAGUGUGCUAUGAGGACGAAGGCAUCUACAUCGACACCUACGGCCGCAUCACCAAGGAGACAGUGUUACAGUGGGGAGAGAUGCCUGCCUCUGUUGCCUAUCUUCAAUCAAACCAAGUUAUGGGCUGGGGAGACAAGGCCAUUGAGCUGAGAUCAGCUGACACUGGAGACCUGGAAGGAGUCUUCAUGCAUAAAAAGGCGCAGAAACUCAAAUUCCUAUGUGAGAGAAAUGAUAAGGUCUUUUUUGCCUCAGUCCAGUCAGGUGGCAGCAGUCAGAUUUACUUCAUGACACUGGGCCAGAACUCCCUUUUCAACUGGUGAUUUCUUAAAUUUGAGAAACCGUUGCUCAGGGCAGAAUGCAAAUAAACUCUGAAAACCUUUAAUUCAAUUAAACAUCAAAGUGGCACAAUCAAUUCCCCAAAAUAACAAUUUCCUAGAUAAUAUUGUUAUUUAUAAUUGUUUAAUUACCAGUUUUAAUAAUCAGAAUGCAUUAUUAAGAUGAAUUACAUGCACAUUUAUACAGUAGCUGCUUCUAAUAAGAUCUUAGAUUAAUAAUUGCUAUUUAAAAUGUGUUUGGACAAAACAAAAAGAUUUUUCUUCCACCAUGACACCCAAUAUGGAGUUAGAAUAAGUGAGUCUGACAAGUAUUAGUUAGCUGACAGUUAUGGCAGUUAAUUGGAAUACAAAUUAUUACACUGCUAAUCCUUGCCAUCAACAUGUGUAUUUUAUUAUGCUAGGUUGCUAAUUCAAACAUUCCUUAACAAAUCUAAUACCACAACUAAUACUGAGUAUCUACUUUGCUUUUUUUCCUGUUUUAUCUGGAACACUCAGUAAUUGUAUAAUGUACUUUUAAAUAUGUCUUGCAAAUUGAACUGGCCCCACCAUACAAAUACAUCUAAAGCAAUCUGCAAUGUAUAUCGUAAUUAUUUAAGAACAAUUUACUUUGGUCCCAUAAUAGGAUAUUGGUGAAUGAGUAUAUCUAGGCCGUAAAAUGGCACUCUGUACAUGAACAUUCACAUUUAACAUGCUUACUCAAGAAACUUAAUACCACAGUGCUCACAUUUUCACAAAUUUAUGACUGAGUAGUAUAAACCUGGUGACAUGUCUGCAACUGAUUUAUGAAUGGUUAUAAAUAUUAUUAAAUAAAAUAUAAAGAUAAAAAGUGAAGUAGCUCUUUUGAUUGAAAAUUUAGACUGUUGUUAAGUCAUUUGGUAUGCUGCAUAUAGCACAUAUAUUUAUGUAGUAAUGCAACAUAAGUAUAAGAAAGUGCAAGCUAACUAAUAUGUUGAUGUUGAUAGUUUUCUUAUGAAUUUACAAAUGGCUCAUUCUAUGUUCAUGUUUCAUGAACUUACAGUGGAAGUUAAUAUCAUUGUUUGGAGAUAUUUUUGCAUUUGUUGGUCAUAUAAAGGAAAGCUGGAGUAGUUUGUUCUCAUGUAAGCAAAGUUUCCAGAGUAAAAAUAGAAAAGACAGAUGCAGCAGCUGAAGACCUGAAUGAAGAGGACCAGGUUAACAAAUGUAGCAUCAGACCUUGGACAAACAGCAGUUUUGACAUUUUGCUGUAUAUCAGGCACAUGUAAUGUAGUUGCCUUUGUGUGUAAUGUAUGCUCUGUGCACAAAUCUGUAUGAAGCACUGAGAUGUAUGCUUUUCAGAUUAAUUAGGCUAUUACAUGUUUUCAUUCAUAAUAUAUGCAGUAAAUUGAGCUCUAUAAGUAGGUUGUUUCAAUAAGCAUAUGUCUAAGACAUGACAAAUUUGACUAUUGAGAAAAACAAGCAACAACAUACAAAAAAUGAAAUUAUAGGCAAUCUGGAAAUACUUGUGCAAAGUUAAAAAUAAAAAGGUAGUGUUGGGAA
Molecule: messenger RNA, 5603 nt
Organism: Electrophorus electricus (electric eel)
Lineage: Eukaryota; Metazoa; Chordata; Actinopteri; Gymnotiformes; Gymnotidae
Product: mitogen-activated protein kinase kinase kinase kinase 4
Biological process (GO): protein phosphorylation
Cellular component (GO): cytosol
Molecular function (GO): ATP binding; protein kinase activity
Source: RefSeq, a predicted model, not a curated record